AUGGGGUUGGGCAAGUAUAUGGGAGUGUCGAAGCCUGAAAAUGGCAGAGACAGUGAAGAUGACUCUGACCUCGAAGGGCUCCUCCAUGAUCCUCAAAGUGGUGCAGUCUCACGAUCGCCUAAAGCUCGCAGAUGGGGUUUGUCAUCGAUCUUCCAUUGGAUAGCCCACGCUAUAACAAUAAUCCUCAUCCUCGGACUGUAUGUUCGCUCAGAUCCCCAAAGAUCCACGAAAUUGUCAAUAUACUCACCCUUGAUAGAAGCCAUUGGAGACACCUCUCGGAUUGAAACCUUUAAGGGAACCCUUUGGCAGAGCAGCCCAUAUCAUGGUCCCCCAACCGACGAGGUGAUGGCUGCAUGGAAGCAUAUUGCCCAUAUACCUCUCCUGAACGUAACAGCGGAGGAGAUGUCGCGAAUGGGUCAUUCUCUCGACUCAGUCCAAUAUCCCCCCGAGCGCGGCGGAGGAUACGUUGCCCAGUUUGAAGCGAUCCAUCAAUUGCACUGCCUGCAUUCCCUCUGGCAGGAUCACCAUUACCAGAAACACCCCGAGAUGUUUCCGGAGCUCACCGAGGAAAGAAAUGCGUUUCCCGACGUGGCCGAGGAGCACUAUGAGCAUUGUGUGAAUAUGCUGCGACAGCGAUUAAUGUGCACGCCCGACCCCAACUUCGUGGCCUGGCGCUGGGUGGAAGGCGUUACUGGACCCUAUGCCGACUUCAACACUCCGCAUGUCUGCCAGGACUAUGAAGCGUUGCUCGAGUGGGGAAGAAGCCGUGCGGUUGAUGCGGACGUGGUUGAGGAUUUUUAUUCCUGGAUUCCACCUGCAGAUGCCGUGGUAUUGUCGCAAGCGCCUUGA
Messenger RNA from Aspergillus sclerotioniger CBS 115572, 849 nucleotides. RefSeq names its product oxidase ustYa family protein. NCBI's taxonomy places the organism in Eukaryota, Fungi, Ascomycota, Eurotiomycetes, Eurotiales, Aspergillaceae. Gene Ontology annotation, biological process: mycotoxin biosynthetic process. The transcript has 5 exons. The coding region runs from base 1 to 849 and encodes 282 amino acids. The record is from RefSeq and is a predicted model, not a curated record.